CACCAAUGCCACAACAGCAGGUAAUAAAGACUCUUACAGUAUAAGACUCAUGAAUAUACCAUCUACUCAUAGCAGAUAGGUCAGAAAAAUGGGUGUAAUGAAGUGCAGAACUGUAUACAGUACAGUAUAAAGUGGGGAAAAAGAGCACAACAAUAUACAUGAAGAAAACUGCGACUGGGAGUCAUGCAGGAACAAAAUGAAGCUCAAAGAGAAGUUGGGCUACAGAAUAAGGAUUUUGUUGUGUCCGCGCACGUGUACGGAGCUGAAGUAUCAGCCUUCACUCACCUUGGCGAAGUGCAGGGAGGAAAUGAGACGCAGCCAGUGAGAUGGGACAGGGUGGAUCAAAGUUUUGAUUUAAUGCCAAGAAUAAGCAGAGACUCUGUGACACAAUACCUUCAGUACAGACCUGACCAAUCAGUGCUCAUUCUCCAUGCCAGAGUGGCUCAGAAGUCUUAUGGAAAUGAGAAACGAUUUUUCUGUCCUCCUCCUUGUGUUUACCUCUGUGGAGAUGGAUGGAAUCUCAGAAAAGAACAUCUCAAAGCAUCAGGUCUUGGUGAAUCUAGUUGCCGUGUAUGGGGAUAUAUGGGUCUGGAUGGCUCCCCUGGGACACAAGCAGACAAAUUCAAGCUGAGCUUUGAAGAACAAACAGAAAGAAGGAUGUUUGCCUGCGCCAAAACCCUGUAUAUCUCAGAUACAGAUAAACGGAAACACUUCCGUUUGCUGCUUCGUCUGUUUCAAAGUGGAGGGCAGGAGAUCGGAUCUUUCCAAAGUGGACUUAUUAAAGUCAUCUCCAAACCAUCACAGAAAAGACAAUCCAUGAAGAAUGCAGAUUUAUGUAUCCCAUCGGGUUCAAGAGUGUCAUUGUUUAAUCGCCUGAGGUCUCAGACAGUCAGUACGCGUUACCUUGCUGUGGAGGGUGGAGCUUUUGUGGCUAGUGCCAGACAAUGGACUGCUUUUACUGUCAUUCUAGUGGAGGAUCAGCAGACUGACCGCAGUGAUUAUUCUUUGUGUGAAAGUUAUAUCUGUUACGGCUCUGUGGUUCAGCUGGUGUGCACCAUUUCAGGAGUUGCACUGCCACCCAUGGUGAUUCGUAAGGUGAAUAAGCAACAUGCAUGCCUGGACAUAGAUGAGCCAGUGUCCCAGCUUCAUAAAUGUGCAUUUCAACUCAGAAACAGCACGCACAUGUACCUCUGCCUCUCCAAUGAAAAAAUCUUACAGUACCAGGCUUCUCCAUGUCCAAAAGAGAGCAGUCGUGAGUUGUUAAAUGAUGGUUCAUGUUGGACUAUCACUGGUACAGAAGUUGUUGAGUACACCUUCAGUGAGAGCCUGACCAGUAGACCAACUGUCAUCAGCCCCAUCCCUAUCAUUAAUGGACUGGAGCUAAAUGGAGGAGGUCAUGUGGCCAUGUUAGAGCUCCAUGGAGAAAAUUUCUGUCCUUACCUAAAGGUCUGGUUUGGAAACAUGGAAGCUGAAACUAUGUUCAGGAGUCCAAGGUCUUUGCUGUGUGUUGUGCCUGAUAUUUCAGUGUUUAGUAAAGAGUGGCGAUGGUACAGGCAGCCCAUCACAGUCCCUUUGUCUCUGAUACGAUUGGAUGGGAUGAUCUACAGAAGCUCUUUUACAUUCACGUACACACCAGAGCAAAGCUCUUCCUUUCAGCCAUGUCCUACCACUGAGAAAACUGCCAACUCAGACACACUCAUUGACACCAUACACCAGGAGUUCACUAGAACCAAUUUUCACCUGUUCCUGCAGAGCUGACAGAUUGAUGGUAAGACAUAAAAAAGGAAUAACUUACAUAGUUGCCAAUAUGCUGGACUUGUGUGUGAACACCAAAAAAGAUAACACCAAUGACACACUAUUCUCAAGAACAAAUAAGUUGCAAUGACAUCAGGAAAUUAAAUCUUAGCAAAUGGAAAAACUUUGAAUCUACUCAAAUUUAACUAAUGACAGAAGUGACACUACAACUACAAACUACUUUAAUUUUGACCAUUGUUUAAUUCUUGUGAUUUAUUCUUGAUUUAAAUUUGCUGUUGCCAGGUCUUUUAAUAAAAAGCACUCAUUGCAACUGCUGCAAUAAGUAUCUGGCAAUAAGAAAUAUUAAAGCUUGAAAUCAUUCAAAAUGACUAGAAAUAUGUUUAGUAGUCUUUUAUUGUAAUCUUAUAAUCUCUGAUCAUGCCUAUUUAAUGUGGAGACUUUCACUAAUGCAAUUUAAUUCUAUUCAGUUAGAUCUCAGACAUCAUAAGGUCUAUUAAACUUCAAGAAUCCAUGAUUUCAAAAUGCCUAUUGACUCGAAAAUUAUGUUGGUUGUCAAUUCCCACUUUUAGAAUAGCUAACAUACAGUCAAACUACCCUUUUCAUCUAACUAUUUAUGAUAGAAAGCAACUUUGAUAUUAGUGAAGCAUGUCGUAAAUGUCAGUAUUGGCCAAUCCAAAAGCAAUGUGGGAUCCUCCGAUUAACUGAGGUCCCCUUUGAAAAAACUAGGAUGGAACUCAUCAAGCCAUUAGGUUGAAUUGCACAAGGUGUCAGGAACAGCUUGGACUUCCCUGUCUGAACACUACUGGCCCUGCCCUACUACUGUGUUUUCCCUGCCCUAUCUUUAAUCUGUUCCUGCCUCUACACAUCUGUGCCUUCUGUUUCAGUGAUUGUUCUCCUUAUUUAGACUAGUUGUCUAAAUCUGUUUUUUUGUCUAAAUUUGUCUUAUAUCUGUUUUUUGCUGAGUCCUUGUCUCUUAUUUUGUUGUCCUUGGUUUGUUGUCUUUGGGUUGUUGUUGGUGGUGGUGGUGGUGGUGGUGGAUGGGUCUGAAUUUUAUCUGUGAAAACACCCCGUUCCCUGACACAAGGACAUAACUUUAUUAGUUAUAGUGGACUAUACAAUGUGAUACCCAGAAGCAGUACCACAAAAACACAGUGCUGCAUUUUCUCCUAAGCUGGGGUCCCAAAAGCAAUCCUGAAUGACCAGACGCAAGCUUUCUGAGAGUAAGUACAGCACAGUGUUCUUUGGAUCAUACAUGCAUCCCUUCUUUCUCUAAAAAUGAUGAGCUGGAUUAUUAGAGUUUUGUUUAUUCUUUUGUUCAAAAAACAUUCUGAUGUGUCAAAUUUUAGAUAAUUUUUGUUUGGUUCACAGUGACUCCCAUUAAACCCGAGGAUAAGCAUACAGAAAAAGGAAGAAGCAUGAAAAAUAAUAAAAAUAAAUGUCCAUAGUACUUCCCCUGAAAAAGUUAAUUCCCAUUAAUUUAACAUACAAUUUUAACACCUAGUGUUAACAUUCCUAAGUACUGUAGGAAGUUAGCAGCAAUCUCAUUCAGAUGAGCUUCCCACCUAGAAGUGAUUUGGUACUUGAAGUUUUGAAUGUUGAAAGUAUUUGCAUUUGCAUCCUGUGGAUCCCCCAGCUCCACCUGCUUCAUCCUCUGAACUUACAAUAAGAUUUCUCACUUCUUCCCUGACUGCACCUACAUUUCACAGCUAGGAUUCCCCUACUCCUCCAUUGCCACAUUUAUCAACUGUAGCAUGUAGCAGCAGAAGAGAUUCUACAAGUCAUCUGGUCCAAUCCUACCACCUGCCCACUGGAUCCAAUCCCUUCUACCAUGCUUCAGCCCAGACUGCCUUUCAUCUCCACAAUCAUUAACGGAUUAAUACAGUGCCUUGCAAAACAGAACAUUCCACAAAGAUUGCCCUUUUGGCUGUCUCUGAGACACUACAUUCUGAUGAUCAGCCAAGCUGUCAUCUGUUGUCCUCCUCAACCUUUCAUCAGCAUUUGACCCAGUCAACCACAAGACUCUCUUGUCCACCCUCAAAGGCCUUGGAAUUCAAGGAUUAUCAUUGGAAUGGUUUGCUUCCUACCUGGAAGGUCCCUCAUAUCAGGUUCUGCUCGGAUCUCAGCAUGUCUGCUGAACAAUCAUUAACAUCGAUGACAGCUCAUCACUGAAACUUAACCCCAACAAAACUGAACUUCUGGUCAUCCCAGUUGAUUUAUCCCCAGGUCAGGAUCAUGCAAUAUCCCUACAAAACAAUCUGAUCUCCCCUUCAGCCACUUCGCAACCUUGGGUUAACCAUGGACAAUCAACUGUCCUUUUCCUUGCAUGUUGCCAAUGUGACACCCUCAUGUCCAUUUAUUCUCAUCAGAAGAACAACAUCAGACGUAUCUGGCCAUUGUUAUCCACACAGCUACUCAGGUGCUUGUUCAGUCUCUUGUAACUUUGAUACUGGACUGGUGCAUCUCUCUGUUGGCAGGUCUACCUAUGAAUGCAAUUUGUGCUCUGCAAAUGAUCCAGAACUUUGUCAAAAGGAGUCAAAACAUCUUUGAUUCUUUGAGUAAAACCUACUUCUGCCUGACACACUAAAAUUAACAAUUCUUUCCUUGUUUGUUUUUAUGUAUUGCUAAAAAAUAAAAAUAAAAUGGAGGGUGUCUCCAACAGAGUUUUUGGUUGAUAGUAUCCUUAGUCUCAAAGCACCUCUAUACAUUCUGCAAAAUACUGUAAAUAUAGGUUAAAAUCGAACGUUUAUUCAUUGCCAUAUGAAUCAUUCCUAAGAAUUGAUAAACAUGGUUAUAGAUGUUUGUGUGUUUUAUUUAAUUUUUUUUUUCUUUUUAUUUAAUUAAUUUAAUUUUAUUUCUUGGACUACUAUAGCCACAGGUGGCUCAGGCAUCACUCACAAAGUGUAAAAACUCAAUUUCUGAAAGAUAGAGCUUGAAAACGACAUGCUCUAUUUAAAAUGAGUAUAUCUUUGUAAUGAGUCUGUCUGUGUUUCUGUCCUGUUUCUGUCUGCUGUCUUUCCCGGUUGUUAAUUGUUUGCUCCGCCCACUCUUUUGUUCCCAUGGACAUUAAUUGUACUCCUUCAUCCCCUCAGGUGUGUUGUCUUGUCUCUAAUUAGUUCUGCUGUGUGAUUGGUUCUUGUCUCUUAUUUAUACUCUGUUUGUUCACUUCCCUGGUGUUGGUCAUUGCCUCAUGUUGGAGUGCCUGUUCGCCCUGUUUGCUGCCUUGUUCUGUCUGCCUGUCUGUUCAUCUGUUUCUUGUGUUUUGGACUAUUAAACUUUAAAUCUGCA
This is a messenger RNA of Tachysurus vachellii, 5040 nucleotides long. It is a transcript of the gene rbpjl, whose product is annotated as recombination signal binding protein for immunoglobulin kappa J region-like. Gene Ontology annotation, molecular function: DNA-binding transcription activator activity, RNA polymerase II-specific; RNA polymerase II cis-regulatory region sequence-specific DNA binding. The transcript is spliced from 14 exons. Gene Ontology annotation, cellular component: nucleus. The record is from RefSeq and is a predicted model, not a curated record. The coding region runs from base 184 to 1758 and encodes 524 amino acids. Gene Ontology annotation, biological process: regulation of transcription by RNA polymerase II. NCBI's taxonomy places the organism in Eukaryota, Metazoa, Chordata, Actinopteri, Siluriformes, Bagridae.